Molecule: messenger RNA, 806 nt
Organism: Somion occarium
Lineage: Eukaryota; Fungi; Basidiomycota; Agaricomycetes; Polyporales; Cerrenaceae
Source: the annotation of a GenBank genome assembly
GCAUCGAAGUUGUCAACUGGCACACCAGAAGACGACUUUAUGCGUCCACUUCCGUACUUGAUAUCCCCUGGUCUGGAAGCGAUUUAUGCCCCUGCAGAGUUUGGGAAAGCCUCUAGCUACUAGUACGGGGUCAACCUGUUCAUCGUGAAUGUUAAUGGGAUACUACGCACUCAGCGUGCGCUUGGGCCACCCACCUAGUUAUCUCGGAUGGUGGCAGUCUACGUUGGGACGUGACGUCAGAAGGCGGGGUCUGGUUGGUGUCAAGAGGUGUCAACGCCCGACGUCAUCUCUCCGCAUUCAUAUAAUCCUCAAUGUAAUGCACAUUUAUUGCAGCACUUCUUCUCAUUCCUUUCACCGCCCACAAUGCUCAGAACUGCAUUCGCUUCCAACUCCCGCCUCGUCUUCGUCUCUAGGUCCCGCGCGUUCCAUCCAUCACCACUCGCGGCCGAGAAGGUGACGGAGAGGGUCAAGGAGGUGGUUGAAAAGGUCGACAAGACGUUAGGAAAGAAGCUAGCAGAAGGAAUCGAGAAAACCGAGCAUCUCAGAGAGAAGACAAAGGACGUGAUGGGCAAAACACAUGAGAAGACAAAGGAGACUGCGGCACAGGCAAGUCAGAAAGCUAACCAGACUGCUGCGGGUGCACGGGAAGGCAAGGAAGACGUCGAAAAGGAAUUCCGCAAGUAAUCUUCUCGUAUUCAGUCACUGUGAUUAUCGGGACACUCUUAAUCGUUUACCUUGUAUUUGAUAUCAGCUCACUGUAGCAUACUGUAACUUCAUGUAUUCACUCACCGGAACCUUUACUGUGG